Molecule: messenger RNA, 5544 nt
Organism: Nothobranchius furzeri (turquoise killifish)
Lineage: Eukaryota; Metazoa; Chordata; Actinopteri; Cyprinodontiformes; Nothobranchiidae
Source: RefSeq, a predicted model, not a curated record
AUGCACACUUUACUCGGUGAGCAGGUCUCUCUCUGUCUCACUCUCUGUGAGUUUUUUUACUGAAUAGUGAGCAGCAGUGCACAUUUAUUCAGCUUGAAGAGGCUUCAGUAGCAGAGUGGCAGCAGGGUGGGGGAGUUCUCUAGGAGAAAGGGAGGGUGAGCGACAAGGAAUCCAGCAAUCUGCCCCUCUCACGCUCUGGAUUUUAGUCUGCUCUCGCUGCCAACUCCACAGCACACACAUACAAACACACACACACACACACACACACACACACACACAAAGUCACUGUCAGACAGCACAGCAAAAUGCUUCUGGAGCUGUUGACAUCAUGACUCGCUGUGCUUAAACUUUUGAUGAUCACAUCUGCCUCUCCAAGUUGAUGACGUGAUUAAAGUUUCUGGAUUUCUUCUGGUGCCUGAAUGUUGUCGCUGGGCAAAAUGCAUUCCAGGGCCACGUCCCGCAGCUGUGAUGACUACCUGAGGAUUAAGGAUCCCGAGUCUUUAGACAACUGUAUCCAGAGCACCCUGUCAGCUCUGUACUGUCCCUUCAGUGCCACCGCCUCGACUGUUCUCUGGCAGCUCUUCAGCGUGGUGGAAAGGCAGUACCAUGGAGACGGCCUCCACUGCUUCAUUGACUUCUUGCUUCCUGCUAAGAGGAUUCUGCAGAUAAUUCAAAAAGAGAGCUGUGUGAAAUUCAAAGGUCUGCUGUUCUACCAUGAAGGGUGGCCUCUCUGCAUUGAUGAGAAAGUUGUCCUGCAACUUUCUCCUCUACAUAAGGUUCGACUAAGGCAAGGGGACUUCUACUUACAGAUAGUUCCUUUGGGCCGUAAAGCUGCCAAGCUGGUGAUAAAAUGUUUGUCUGCCAGUGGGAAAGCCAUUGCAGAAGUCCCCAUUUCAGAGAGCAUGUAUGGCAGCAUCUUCACAGCUGAGUUCCUGCAUAAUGUAACAUGUGAACAAAACCUGCAUCCUCUGCAGAACUGUCUGCUCACCAGUGGUACCGCUGUGUAUAGGACACCAUGGAAAAACAUUGUCUGCCCGCUGUUCGUCUGCAGCACAGCAGAUAACAUCAUGCAGGCUCACUGCAGUACAGGUGGCUUUUGGGGCCAUCUCGGCACCUGCAGCACCAGCGGAUCCACCAGGACUCUGGAAAUCCACCACAGCUCCAGAGAGUCCCUGUACUCCUCAGGAGCUGACUCAGUUUUUUCUGAGUCCAGCUCUCCAAUCAGCCACAUGGACUCCAGCAGUGAGAACCUUAACAUCAACAGGGAUGGUCCCUUUACACCCACCAUUCAAAUAGAAAGACCUGCAGAGGAGUGUGGCAAAGAACCACGGGAUGAGGACAGUAGUGAUCUAGUGACAGGGUCCAAAGUGAUUUCUUUUGAUACAGAUGUCAGUAAUCCAGGCCCUCAACACAAUAUGCCUAGAGACUCUGUUUCCUUUGAGAGAAGAAAACUUUUCAGGAAGUCCUACAUGGAAGCCCUUCAGAACCCUAUGACCUUCGGUUCCAGCUCUGAAUCCAUUGUGGAGGAAAGCCCUGAACACAGCAUGGGACUUCAAGAAAGAGCUGGUACACUAGGAAGCAUCCCAGACACCCACACAUCUCCUAGACAACACUUAUCUUGUAGGUUUAGUAGCCGAGGAUGCCUCAGGGAUGACGAGUCCAGAACCAGCACACCUUUGUUUUACUUCCGGAGGGGAUUUCGGAUUUCUGGGAUGCACUCAGAAAGACGCUCUAAGUCGUUAGAGAAGACCGAUAAAGCUGGCUUGGUUAAAGCUCACAGGGAGCGGUCAUCAUCAGGAGGCUCGACAAGCAUCUCUCCCAAGAAGCUGGUGAAUAUAUACGCUCUUCACUUUGGGAAGCAGGAUGUGGAGGCUGUGCUUCCUGGAAGUGAGGGGAGAAGCAGCAAAGAUGAGUCAGGACAGCGUGAUGACAGCAUUAGCACUCAGAGCAGACAACACAAAACAAGCAGCAAAGAGUCACACAGUCCCAGAGCUGCCAAUGGGAUGAGCCAGAGCCUGGCUUCAGUUCAGAUCCCUUCCAGUGAUUACUAUUUAUCAUUCUCCAAAUGGAUUUCUGACAUCAACCAGGAGCUGCUAACAUCAGGAGCUGUGAUCCUUCCAGGAAAUAAAGAUCGUGGUGGGAGGUCAGUGUUGCAAGUGUGCACAAGAGUUCAGGUGUGGGCAAGUGAAGCAUGUUCAGCCAACACUUUGACCUGCUUGCUGCGCUACUACCACUCAACCCUGCGGAAAGAAAUGCGUGAUCAAGGCAUGGCUGUUGUCAUUGACAGCAGAGAGCAGCAGCCUGUCCCAGCUCUGUUUUCAUCUCUGUUUGAAUUUCAGACUUUAGAACCAAAUGCACUUUAUUCAGUUCUGUUUGUGGUGGACAAAGACGGGUCAGCCAAACUUGACAGAGAUCUCAAUGUUCAGAAUGAGACGUUUUCAUCCCUGAAGGCUCUGCUGAAACACAUCGACCAAACACAGCUGACACGAGACCUGGGCGGCACAUUCUAUUACAACCACGAGCACUGGAUCAGCUUCAGACAGAAAAUCGAACCUUUUGCCAGCAGCUGCUGUGCUGCCAUCCGCUUCCUUCAGGAGUCCAGCAGCUCACUGAGCACCACUGGAGAACUCAAAACCUCUAAAGAGGUGUAUGAGGCGUUAGAAAAGCAGAAGCAUCUGAUGAAGUGUGUGCUGGAGGACCCUUGUCUGAACAGGCUGCGUCUGGAGGGAGGAACACAACUCGCUCGAAUCAGGAAGGAGGAGACAAUUAAGAAUGAAAACUGCAGGGACACCAUCGACAUGCUGAACAGUCUGUACAACCAGGUUGAUGAAGAGGUUCACAAACUCGUGAUCUUAUCCAACAAGUCACAGAAACAGUUAGAAAUGCUGCAGGAGGUGCUUACAUUUGAGGAGCAAACACAGCAGAUAAAACACUGGUUUAGUGUGGCAGCAGAGAAGCAGCUCAUACCUCUGGAAACAAAGAGUCUGUCUUUGAGCAAAAUUAAGGAGAUGAAAGAGAACUUGGACCAGUUUCUGGAGGAGUCAAUGCACCAGCAGAGACUUGGUCUACAACUGAUGAAAGAGUCUUCAGAGUGCCUCCCAGGUUGUGCUCUACUGGAUUUCAAACAACAUCUGAGUUUCAUUCUAAGCAGUGUGGAGGAGAGGAAGGCUAAGCUGGAGAUCCUGACAAAUCUGUAUGAAUUCUAUGAUUCUGCGAGCCAGUGGACGGAGCACUGUCAGAAAUACUUCCGUCAGCUGAGUCUGGACAGCUCAGAUGAAAUAACUUCAACCACCGCAGAUCAGAUUCUGCAGCAUUGCUGCACUGAGGCAUCUAAGUUCUCCAUGGACAACUUCAGUACGCUCAAAAACACGGUCCUUUCACUGGAAAGUCCUCAGGAGCUGCAGCAGUGGAAUUCUGUUUGGCACAAAUGCCAGCAGACCAAACAGCAGCUGGAGGAAAUUGUAGCUCGAGCUGAAGUGGAUGCUUUGAACACCGCAGAGAGUUGGAUUGUUAUCCCAGAACAUUGUGGAGGUAAUCGGUGCAUACCUGGGGCCAUCACACCUCUGACUUUUGAAGAAAGUCUAGUUCAGUCUAGUUCAGCAUCAUUGCAAUUUCCCUUCUCUCCUGAUGGUGAAAACAAACUGGGACAGAGCUCGUCCACAUAUGAUGACACGGACAGCAACUGCACCAUUGACUCAGCUCUCUCCUGUCAUUUGGAGCCCAUCUACUCCAAAACUAUGCGACUCCACAAGCAGCCAAUGAAAAAGAUCAUGAAGAAGACUAUGAGCGUCGAGCUGGUCCCAAGGGGCAGUAGCCACUCAGAUGUCAGCUACAUUCAUGGCUACGAAGGGGCCCACAUCAAAGGUCUGGAGGUGGCCAGUAAUGUGUCUGCAGAGAAGAAGCUGCAAAGGGCCGAUGGGAUGAGUUCAGCAUUGGGACGCAGCCGCAGCAUGCCCCCACCUUCCAGGACAUAUAACAGACGGAGCGAUGGAGAUGGUACAAAACAGAGCAGUAAAGUUCAGCACAUCAUGGAUGAAAUGAUUUCCACUGAGAGGGAGUAUGUUCGCUCUCUCAGCUACGUCAUCAAGCACUACCUCCCAGAGAUGGAGCGCCUGGACUUGCCUCAAGACCUACGUGGGAAGCAGAGCAUCAUUUAUGGGAAUAUGGAGAAGCUGUGGGACUUUCACAGCCAGUUCUUCCUGAAGGAGCUGGAGGCGAGCGCUGACUCACCACUGUCCAUCAGCAGCUGUUUUCUGCAACAUGAGGAUCAGUUUGGAAUGUACGCCCUAUAUAGCAAGAACAAACCUCAGUCAGAUGUUCUGCUCAGUAGCCAUGGUAACAAAUUCUUUAAGAAUAAGCAGAUGGAACUCGGAGACAAGAUGGACUUGGCAUCCUAUUUGUUGAAGCCCAUUCAAAGGAUGAGUAAAUAUGCGCUGCUACUCAAAGAUUUGAUAAAGGAAUGCCGUCAUUUCCAGGAGCAGGAGCUGAGGGACCUCCAAACUGCAGAAGAGAUGGUCAAGUUUCAGCUUCGUCAUGGCAACGACCUGUUGGCUAUGGACGCUAUUCAGAGCUGUGACGUGAACCUGAAAGAGCAAGGUCAGCUCCACUGUCAGGAUGAGUUUAUCGUUUGGUGUGGACGCAGGAAAUACCUCCGCCACAUCUUCUUGUUUGAAGACCUCAUCCUCUUCAGCAAGACCAAGAAGACAGAGGGAGGAUAUGACAUUUACAUAUACAAACAGUCCUUUAAAACAGCAGACAUUGGUAUGACAGAAAAUGUUGGCGACAGUGGCCUUCGUUUUGAGAUCUGGUUCCGCAGGAGAAAGCACCAGGACACCUUUAUACUACAAGCUAGCUCUGCAGAUGCCAAGGCUGUGUGGACGGCUAUUAUUGGAAAGAUUCUGUGGAGGCAAGCCCUCAUAAAAAGAGAGCUGCAAAUGCAGGAAAUGGUUUCCAUGGGGAUGGGAAGCACACCUUUCAUGGACAUCAAACCCACUGAGACAGCUAUUAGUGACAGAGCCAUUGACUACAUCAUGAAAGGAACAGAAUCUCCUACGAUGGCGUCCAUUGCUGUGUCAUCCUUUGAUCACUGCACUGCGUUCAAGAGGCCCCACUCCACCAUCUCCACCAGUAGCACAUCCUACUCCAGCAGCCAGCCAUCCUCCUCUCUCCUGGGCUUGCUCAAUCUGCACCUGUACUCCUCACCCUCCUCACCCUCCCACCAGUACACAGACCCAUUCCUGAUGUGCAGAACUGAGUCCUUCAUCCAGCGGCCUUACGACUGCAUUGAGGAAGAUGAGCUGGAGCAGGACACCACCUGCAGCCAGUCCUCUAUAAUGACUGGGAAUUCAGAGACCUCCCAGUUUAGCUCCAGUGAGAGCGUAUCAGGCUGGAGUGUUCUCACCAUUCCUGACCAAACUGGCAUUAUCAUGGACUCUUACAACCACGAGUCCUCCUCCUGCUCCUCCACACCUCCUUCCUGUGUCUCCUCUUCAGGAGGAGCUCUAAUCACAGGGCACACUGUCAUGUAAUAAACACAACAUUGGA